CUUUGCCCUCACAGCCUCAUCGUGCCUUGUUUCCUUGAGGCCCUCGCUCUCGACGCCCACAGACACAAACGACAAGCCAUCGUCAGCUCUGGGAUCUUCUCCAGCCGCCCACGCUCUCUCCCUUGCAUUGCUUCUAGGCUACUCAUCACGCAUAUACCCACGCUCGUCAGCAAUACCGCCUUGAUCAACACCACUCUCAGACAUCCAAUCACAAGGCCUCACCCAGCCCCUGAAGCGCCUCAUCACUAUCCUCGUCGACAGAUUGCUACUGAAGCUCAUACAAAAGUGGCUCUUCCAGAACUCUGAUACCUCGUCAAGGGGGCCAGGUCCCUCCUAGCAAGAUGACCACCCUCUUUUCACGCCGUCCAGGGAAGAGUGGUCGCUUCGCCGCCCUACGAAGUGUGUCCACCAGCGCCAAGAAGGACACCUCUCCCUCUCUGAAGGCCGAGCCCUUUGGGGCUGCUGUAUCCAACACGGACUUGCCUCAAUCGCGAGAUGAUGAGUUUCUCAAUGUACAGAGCCGCGCAAGUACUGAUGCUAGAACGCUCGAAGAGGCGCAGAUAGUUGAGCAAACAGCGAUACCGCCUGUCCCCUCCAAGGGCAAUCUGAGGAUGAUGACCGAUCGCCAAGCUCUCCAGUCUAAAAGUUUGCCGACCCAACCCAUGGCUUCCUCACGCCAAGAUGGCCUGGCGGACGACUUUGGACGAAUGAUGCCCUCGGCUUCGGCUACAGGGAGGAACGGUGUCUCCACUCUUCCCCUUCGCAACGAGCGCAAUGGAGCCUGGCCAGCUGGAGAAUCCAGUGGUACCGGAGCCGUGAGACGAGCCUCGCAUCGUCGUCUGGCAGCUGAUCUACCGCUGCCACCUUCUAGCGUCACUGGGGCGGGAGGGACAUCGGGAGCCGCUCAUGGCAAGGAGGCCUUCCCAUAUGGAUAUACGCAUGAAGGGUGGGAGACUGAGAUGACGCUGCAGUCCGCUCACAAGAUUGUAGAGCUCUGCGCGAAAGAGAUCAGGGAAAGAGGUCUGGACUGUCCCCUCAUCUUCACAUCAAUGGCUCUGGAUCUUUCCACGGGAGGCGCCGGACUGCUGCUCAAAGCUCUUGCAAGCUCGGACCUCUCUGAUAUCGCGAACAGUGCCAUCAGUGAAGAAGUACGCUUCGCUAACCCGCAUGAUCUUGCUGCUUUGCUCAAGUGGACUCUGGCCAGGCUAGGCCGCUUCUAUGCCGUGCCUGUGCCGAGUACGGCGUCUGCAAAGAAGGGAGAGACGAGCGAAGAUGUCGUCGUCGUCCAACAAAGAGGUUGGCUGGACCUAGACCUGUAUCUGCAUUGGCGGGAGGAAGAAAAGCUGGCUGAGCAUCCAUGGACAGCGUUCCGAUACUUUGUCGAGCAGAUCGACGAAGAGUCUAUCCACCUUCUCCUCAGCCUCUUCUCGCUGCUGUCAUCCACUUGCUCUUACAGUCUCAAGAACGGUAUGACGCCCUCGAAGCUAGCCCGACACUUUGGUGUUGUCUUGUUUGGUCUUCCUGAGGACGAAACCUUUGCCAGAACAUACGAUGCAUACAAUCGCGCCAGCAAUGCUACCGAGCACCUACUUCUUGCCUACAUCCGCAACCUUGCGACGUACGAGGUCUUGCCAGUGCGGCUAAUGUCACACGUCGAAGGCUACCCCCAAAUUCUAUCCAGCGAUUUCAGCACACCACCCAGACACGUACGACAAGUACCCUAUACCCACAUCGAACGACAAGUUCGACUGUACUCGCAGGAUCUGAUACAGUCUGCCAGCGAGAUUGAUGUUGCCUGGCUGUCGCCUGAGUGGGAGGCAUGCUGCUCUGCCAGCGACUACCAUGGCAAGCACCCACAGUUCUCUGACCGAUACAGGAAGCUGAUCAAUGUCAAGAAUGGAUCGCAGCAACCCCGCGACGCAACGCCUUCCGCUCUGAGUCCUCCUUCGAGCCAAGCAAUGCUGCACACGAAAAGUCAGACUGACGACCCGGCCUUCUACGGGACGAUUGCACAGGAAGAGUGGGGCCAAUUCAUGAACGAUGGCUUUACCAGCACGGACCGAUCUAAGCUUAGCUUUGAUCUUCAUGAGAGCGAAAGGAAAGCACGCACCGAGAAGCGGAGCACAGUCCUGUGGUCUGAGUUCACCGAUGUUGGCUUUGGAGACGCUGACAGAAGUUCGCUCGAUGCCAUUCUCAGCUUCGAUGAUGGUCUCAAGAAGGACGUCACGCGCUGGCCUAGCGAGCGAGCCGAAUUAUUGGCCAAGCUACGUGACACUGCAUCGAACAUGCCGCCGUUCGCGUAUGACACUGCCCCCAAAGUCAUCAGUCGACCUUCGACUACCGACGAGUACCAUGUUGGCCAGAGAGGAGAGAGAUUGGCUGGCCAGAUGGACGAGGUGUUCGCUGAGGUCUGGGCGGACUACCUGAUAGGCAAUGGCUGGUCCAACCGCGACGAGCUCACGCAUCGAUCUGCGAAUUUCGUCGUUGUGCAGUACAAGAGUCGGCCAAACGAAUUCACUGUCAGCGCUCAGGGAAGCGGGACUUCUCAGGUGGCCAACGCGCUCGCUCCCCUGCAGGCCGGACUAGACGCCGAUAUCCCAGCAGAUGACCGCACUGAAGCUGCGUGGUUCGUUGUUCAGGAGAUCGUCCCCAGUGGUUACCGAGCCGAGCUCGAAGCUGUUGGAAAGGCGAAGAGCAGGAGUCGACCGUCGAUGAGGAACCUCAACGUCUUCCGGAAGAUGAGGAAGGAUCGCAGUGCCUCGGGAUCUGCACCAGUGCACAAGGCUCAGAACAUCGAUGAGGAUGCUAGCAACCUCUUCCCUCCUGGCACCAAGAAGAUCAGUCUCGGCAUGGAUCCUGCAAUGAUGUCAGACCCUUCGACUUCUGUCGAGCUGAAGAGGACCAAUACCUCUGCGAAACGCCGUAGUGGCCAGCAUAGCAGGGAUGGAAGCAAAGUCUCUCUUUUCAGCACACCCCUCGUGCCGGAGCGGGACAACGACUUGCCUCGGGCCGAGAAGGAGCCUUCUCCACAGCAUAGUAGCGCCAGCAAGUUCGUCUCCGCCGUGCGGAAGAAGACUUUGCGCCGUAGCAAUCAGCAUGAGCAUAUGAGUAGCAAUGAGCAAGAAGAUCCGCCUGCCGCACCCUCGCCACCAUCGAAGGUCGAAGGCGGUCUGGCAGUCCCUGCGCAGACCCAAAGUGCCCAAAAGUCUCAGAAUGGAGGCUUCCCGACUUCUACUAGCGGUGCAUCCUUCUGCUCCGCGGACUACGAGGCUCGCAGCGUGAUAGACUCGGGAGACGAGCGUGAGGACGCUGCUAAGCCGAUGGGCAGGAGGAGAAGCUUGCUACGGCAUCUUGCCAAGCAUGGUAGCAGGGACGAGCACUGGGUAGACAUUGUCACGAAGAGUCCAGCUGUAGCAGCGGAAGAGGAUGCACAGCUGACGCCGCCAGCGACUCGGGAGAGUGACAGGCUAUCAGCGCGUGAGCAACUGUCUAGAGAGCCUUCGCCCCGACCAUCACCACGGAUGUCCGAGGCCGCUGCUGUCCCACUGACUACAACUCAGGAAUAUCCCUCUACUGGAGGCUCACAUACCGCAGACUCGUCCGCAGAUACAACAAAUCAAGACGCAAACGUGACAAGCUUACCUCUGAGGGUCGACGAACCUCUCGACGUUCUCCCGGCCCCACCGCUCAAACUGACCGCUGCCAAAUCACCUGCGGCGAUCGAGAAGGACACAUCGCCACCUGUGAUUGUCGCAGACCGAUCGAUCCUCAAGCCAGUCGCUACUGAUGCUCAGAUCCGGGAACAGCGCAUCUCGGCAGCCCAAGCUCGGGCUAGGGAGUUGCGAGCCAAAUUGCAGCCCGUGGAUGCUAGAAAGGCCCAACAGCAAGCAGCGUCAGAAAGUGCCACCGUGGCGGAUGGCAGCGCAAGUACCACUUCUACUCGAGUCGUGUCCAAGGGGAAGCUAGACCCCUUCGCAAAGAAUCCUACCAGUGGGAAAGUGGCUAGCAUCGCCGCUCGGUUUGGAGCAGCUCCUGGCACUCCACCUGCAUCGGCAACUUCUCCCUCCACCUCAGCCACAACGACGGCGAAGGUGGGUAGCCUGUCUCCUAACUCGACACCUCACACGUUCGGCGAACGGUCUCCCUCUCCUCUCAGUCUGGCCAGAUUCGUCGAUCAACAAGGAGGUGCCUCUCCAUUGGUGAGCGGCAUGGUCGACCCGAACGUGCCUCCCUCCCCUCGUCGGCCCGAAUCCAUGAUCGGCAGUGCGAUGAUGGGCGACACAGAAUCUAUUGCUCCAGAUGACGCUGCCUCCAAUUACUCGCGAUCGACCGAAGAAGGAGCUGGUCUGCCCUAUGGGAGCUACGACAAGUCUCACACUAACCUCAAUGGUGGCGGUCGACCUUCGAUCGAGGAGGAGUCGCAAGUGUUCGAGCAGCGCUUGCUUGGUGAGAGGGAAAGGGAGAGGGAGCUAGAGCUGGAGUUGCAGGAGAGCGGAGAUGCUUUUAGUCCGCUGACGGGGCGCUUCAGAGAGCCUUACCAGCCUGGACAACCAUUGGAGAAUUUGCAGGAGGAGAGCGAGAGCAUGCUGAGCGGGAGCCACUGAGCGGGGUGGCAUAAAGCGCGGGCGCUUCCCGUUACGACAUCCUCUGCAAGUGCCCCCUGAGUCUGGUGGAGGAGCCUAUCCACACACACAAUCUUUACCUUUAUCACCCUCACCUGACCUCAUCUCACCAUUUGUCUAUUCUGUCUUACCAAAAGGUAGUGCCUUGCUCUCCUUCUCAUUUCGCCUUCUCCACCCUCCUUGUCCUUGUCUAUACUCCCUAGCCUGCUCUGCUAGCUCUCCAUUACCCACAGUCGUCACUUGUCGAAUGAAUGCGAUACCCCUCACAAUGAGCAUUGGUGCGAGAAAGAGGGAGCACAAAGGUGAGGGUUGAUCUGUAUGAUUUCAUAAACACGCGCUAGAAUACAUCAAGAAG
Molecule: messenger RNA, 4977 nt
Organism: Microstroma glucosiphilum
Lineage: Eukaryota; Fungi; Basidiomycota; Exobasidiomycetes; Microstromatales; Microstromataceae
Exons: 3
Coding region: 342-4604 (1420 amino acids)
Source: RefSeq, a predicted model, not a curated record